AAAAUAAUAACCAAAAUACCCAAAAACCCAUACCCACUUUGUGCUCUCCACGGCUCCACCUCCGAGGCUCCAAACCCUAUAGCUCUGAAUCCCAGACCCAAAACCCCAAAAGGGUUUUAUGGUUUUUCAAGCUCAGUGUAUUUGUUGAAGAAAGUUGAAAGUUUGAGAGAAAGAGAGAGAGAGAGAGAGAGAGAGAGAAUGGAGGAAGUGGUGGGUGAGAGAGACGAGUAUACUUUAGUGGUGAGAAAGCCCUGUUUCGGUCUCCCAACUGCUUGCCCUUCAUGCUUGCCUGCCUAUUUCUACCUUAAAUUUUCAAAUCUUCCAUUUAACUUGGAUUUCAAUCUUAUAUACCCCGACUCUGAUCGAAUUCCUUAUGUUGAGUCUGGUGAUUAUGUGGCCUAUAAUAAUGAAAAAGGUGGGGUCAUUGAACGACUAAAGGGGGAUGGCAUUGUUGAUUUGGACAUUGAGCUUUAUUCAGUCCCAGAAUGGAUAUCUUUAACUGCAAUGAUUAGCACCUGGCUUGCAGAUGCACUCGUGUAUGAACUCUGGGUGGGAAGUGAUGGUGGUUCUGUUGAGAAGAUUUAUUAUUCAGAUCUCCCAUGGCCGAUAGGAAAGAUGCUAUUGUUCAAGCAAAUUUUCAAUGUAAAGCAGCAACUUGGAAUUACUAAAGACAAUGCUGAGCAAAAAGAGGAAGAGAUCUACAGAAAAGCAAACAUUGCAUAUGGAGCUCUGUCAACUAGGCUUGGCGAGCAGAAGUUUUUCUUUGAAAACAGGCCAUCAAGUUUGGAUGCUAUCUUUCUUGGGCAGACACUUAUUACUCUUCAAGUUUUACCAGAAACAUCAUUACUGCGGAGCAAACUCUUAGAGCAUGAUAACCUUGUAAAAUAUGCUGAAAGGCUGAAGACAGAGUUUGUAGAUGCUAGUUCUUCGUCUUCUGUCCCCCAUUUUCAUGCAGAAUCCUCAUCAUCUGCCCCAAGAAGAGGUCCUCCAAAAUGGAGUUCUAAGCCCAAAACUAAACCCAAAAGAGAAAAAACAAAGGAGGAGAAAACUUUUAGAAGAAGAGCCAAAUAUUUUGUGGUAACACAGCUCGUUUCGGUUCUACUUUUCCUCACUCUUAUGGGUAGACCUGAUGAUGUUGAAGUUGAGCUUGAUGAUGAUGAUGAGAGUUAUGAGUAAAACAACUAAGACAAACUCUCGUUACACCAAAUGACAUUUUGGAUAGGAGCAUUUGGUUCUUUCAUCAAUAGGAUGAUUUUAUCUGUUCUUUCAUUUUUGUAACAUGAUGGAAAUUUUGAGAAUAAAAGGUCCACAAGAAAUUAUUAGAUUACAUGAUUUAUGCAAUAGAUGAAAUUACACCCACUUUGGGUGGUUAGGAGAGAUAUUCCUUGUAUUUGUAGUGCAUGCAGUUUGUUUGCAUUUACCAAGACUGAACCUCCAAAAAUUGAUAUUUCAGGUAUUGGGCUUCA
This is a messenger RNA of Ziziphus jujuba (common jujube), 1466 nucleotides long. Its product is annotated as mitochondrial outer membrane import complex protein METAXIN. The transcript is spliced from 6 exons. The record is from RefSeq and is a predicted model, not a curated record. Gene Ontology annotation, cellular component: SAM complex. Gene Ontology annotation, biological process: mitochondrion organization. Bases 199 to 1176 code for a protein of 325 amino acids. Lineage: Eukaryota; Viridiplantae; Streptophyta; Magnoliopsida; Rosales; Rhamnaceae.